Molecule: messenger RNA, 17791 nt
Organism: Numida meleagris (helmeted guineafowl)
Lineage: Eukaryota; Metazoa; Chordata; Aves; Galliformes; Numididae
Gene: TAFA2
Product: family with sequence similarity 19 member A2, C-C motif chemokine like
Exons: 6
Coding region: 773-1195 (140 amino acids)
Molecular function (GO): receptor ligand activity
Source: RefSeq, a predicted model, not a curated record
GCUCAGCCCCGCUGUGCGCGGGCACUGGGGAGGCGGUGGGCGCUGCUGCGGAGCGCUCCUCGCUCAGACACAGCCGCGGGACCGAGCGGGCAGGAGACACACGGAGCAGACACGCGGCCGGGAAGAGACGGGCGUCCCCCGGCACGGCGCGCUGGGAGCUGCCCGUGCCGGCCCGGGGCCCCUCCGCACUCUUGCGCGGUGCGGAGCCGAGCGGAGCGCGCAGGCGGCUGCUGCUGCAGCAGGUGAAGCCCUCUCUCUCCGUUUACUUUUCCCAAGAGGGAGAAGGAGGCAGCAGGAGGGGGACGCGGCGCCGUGUGGGGCGGGCAGGCCAAUCAGCGCCGCUGUAACGCAGGGUUCGCUGCAGGACGCGCCGGGUUUUCCUCCCAUCUUCUGCCGCCGGGGCUGAAUCGGGACCGCACGGACCGCCGGAGCCUCACCGGGCUUCAGGACUUCCUCACCCGCCGCUUCUCCGGCAGCGAAUCCCUGUACUUCUCUUUUUUCUUUUUUUCUUUUUUAAUACUCUUAAAUCUUGCACGAGAAGCAUUUCGAGUCCUCCCUCUUUCCCCACGCACUUAACACCCCCAGCGGCAUCACCCCGCCGGAUCCCUGCUUUCUCCCCGGGAGGCUGAGCCGAGCGGCGGGGAGCCGGGCGCGGAGCCGCUCCAUGCCGCGGGCCGUGUGCCGGCGAUGCCCGGGCGCUGAGGCCGGAGCUCCCCGCUGACGGGAGGCGGCCGAGCGCAGGGUGCUUCCAGCAGCGCGGAGCGGCCGCAGGAUGAAUAAGAGAUACUUACAGAAAGCAACGAAAGGGAAGCUGCUAAUAAUAAUAUUUGUUGUAACGCUGUGGGGGAAAUUAGCAUCUGGGGCAAAUCAUCAUAAAGCUCACCAUGUUAAAACUGGGACCUGUGAAGUGGUGGCACUCCACAGAUGUUGCAAUAAGAACAAGAUAGAAGAAAGAUCACAGACAGUGAAGUGCUCCUGCUUCCCUGGGCAGGUAGCAGGUACCACCAGGGCAGCUCCUUCUUGUGUUGAUGCUUCAAUAGUGGAGCAGAAAUGGUGGUGCCACAUGCAACCAUGUCUUGAAGGGGAGGAAUGUAAGGUUCUUCCAGAUCGUAAGGGAUGGAGCUGUUCCUCCGGGAAUAAAGUAAAAACAACUAGGGUAGGUAUGAAACCAACCUUACAUGCUACAAACAGGUAAAAAACGUGCACAGGAGAUUGGGUACACAUGGAAGACAUUAGCUGAGAAGAGCGAAGAUGUGUGGGAAGAGACUUGUACUGGGAAUGGACUUCAUGGUCCUGCACACUUGCCUCAGCAUACAUAGCAGUUGCUUCAUCAUGGUAAGCAGUGUGCCAGACCACCUCAGGUGAGCAGUGGAGAUGAUAGAGUUGACACCUUUUUCAGCAACUGAUAAUGAUCCCAUUUUAUAAUCUGAUACAUAUUUCUUUGUGAAACAAAAUCUGUACACUGUGCUGAGCUCUUUGUUUACAGACAAGUACAUUUUAAUCAAUAACAUGGCUUUACCAUGUUUCAAUGUAGAAACUGCUAGGCGUGGUAAGCAUUUGAUAUGCAAUUAUAAGAGAAUCUUCUGGUUCUUUCUGUCUUGUAUGACUGAUUAACUACAAAACUUUCAGUUUCAGUAAACUCCUUUCGCCCAUUUGACACUUUUUUAUAUUACUGUUUCAAAAUUAGAUUAUCUAAAGUAAAUCUAACAUUAAUUGUACACAGUGCCUGAAAACAAAGUAAACCUUAUGUCAUCCCAGUUUUUAGUGCCUAUCAAUACUAGAGUAACAAAUUCUGCAGUUAAGCAGUAAGUUCUCAAACUUCCUCAAACUUCAGAACUGUAUCUCUACAGGAUCAACAGCUCUAUAUCCACAUAAAACAUCACAAAUGCUCCUGCAGGACACAUAUGCAUGUGUAUAGGCAUAAACACCUUCACCUCUCCACUCCUCCAUCCAUACAUGACAACUGUUUUGCUUAUACAUAUUUAGUAAUUGUGGUGUCAGGCUAUAAUUUGCCAGUACAUUGUUUACAUAGGUGUAUCUGAGUGUUUAUAUCAUUUGAAUAAAAUCUUCCCUGUGUAGGCACUAAAUUUCUGAUACACCUUGGUUGUAGUGAAAUGUAGUAUGUGCUGGCUGAAUUACAUUUUAUUCCACAGAGAGAUCUGCAUGUCUCAGUUUCUGUAUGCGUAAGUCUUUUGCCAUUUUGACAUUCUUUGAAGGAAGGUUACUUCCUCAGUGUUUGAUAUACUGUUCUGCUCCCAGAUCGUCUGUCAAAUGUAUUUCUUCUGAAGCUAACCUUGCUUGAAUGCUGCCCACCUGACUUAGUACACCUAACUUAGUACAUGCUAAUGCAUAUCUGAUUAUAUGAACAUAAAAGGUGUGUGCAUGUGUAAUCCAAUGGAAAGGAACUAGAAAAAAAUGUAAUAACAGCAAUAGAAAUAGGAAAAGAAGUGUGUGUAUGUUCUGAAAUUUGUCCUUGUUACUACUGCAUUAUAUAUGACACCAUUAGUGCUCAAGAAUGCAUGCCAUUUUAUAUUUAAUGUUUUUAACAAGCUUAUAAGUAAAAGUGUGGCUCUGGAUUACCCUCCUGUAGAAAAAAUAAAAACGAUCACAAAAUAGGGAGAUAUCAAUAAGAACAUCUUUGAGGAUAUUUCUUCACAUUUUGUCAAAAGAUAGGUUCUUCUGUCAAGGUUAUGAAGUUAUGCCUGCCCCUAGGAAUCUCUAGAAGCCUAAGGCUCUUGUCCUGAAGGGCUCAUGCCUCUGCUACAGACACACAGGUCUGGCUCUUUGCAGGAGUUGGCCUUUCCUUGUUCUCCGUGGAUAGUGGCAAUCCUCAGGACUCACUUCAUGGCUCCUCAGAAGUGAUGCUGUGAAAAAGCCAGCUAUUAGACACACUGAUUCAGUACAAUGGCCACCAUAACCUGCAACUACUAAGAGGAAAAAAACUAAUCACCUUAAAUCCCCUGCCAUUUGCUCUGCCUUGUAGUUUGUCCAGAUACUAUGUGUUUCCCCCUUCUUAAUUUCGCAGACAUGCAAUACUGUUUUGAGAUGUUCUCAAAUUUGAAUUCAAAUUACUGGCUGAGACUUGGUCUCAGUCCUUGAGAAGUGAUGAUAGGGAAAUGAAGCUCUAUGUCUUUCUGGAAUUUUAACAGAUAUCAUUAUGAUGCCCAGAAAAAAUAUACAUUGCUAUUAAGAAUGCAAUUGACUGUAGUAAGAGUAGCUUGUUAUCAAAAGCAAGUAUUUUGCCCUAAUAUGUAGUGAAUAUAAUAUUUUUGUAGUUCCUCUUUCUGGCCUCCCAAGUCUAUAAAUAACAGGAAAAAUUCUAAACGGCUCUAAGGUUUCAAAACUCUUUCUAAAGAAAAAUAAAGAAGAAUUCUUCAGAGAGUCAGUAUUAAGAAGACAUGAAAAAUAUCCUUCCAACUGUUAAAUGAAAUAACCCAUAUGUGAUUAUCAUGUAUAAUGUAAAAGCAUAAAGAAAUGAAGGAACGGAACAGCUUAGGUGAUUUAAGUGUACUAUAGUAAAGCAUUGUGAAAGCUUUCCUGAAAGGGUCUAGGAAAGUAUUAGGUCUAUAUUCAUCUCCAAACAUCUUCUGUAAUUUUGCCUCCUUCAUGAGCACAAAAAGUAACCCAAUUAACUGGUGAAGUGCUAUCUUCUCAGCUACAGGAUACCAGAUUCAAAAGCAGCACCUAGAUUUCCACAAGCUGUUAAUAACUAAGCAUUACAGUAGAAUUAAUCCAGUAAUAGGAAGGAGACAUUUUUCUUGUCCACAUCUGUUUGAAUAUUUAAUUGCAUCACUGUAAAGAAUGAUGAUGCCAAAUUGUUGAUACUUAUGUUAAGCAAAAAUCUAAGCAACAAGCCUAUGUGAAUAAUGGAAGAAAAUUGAUUUAUUUUUAAAUAUACGGUCUACUUGUGUUUUUGUACUUUGUUUAGAUAAAUAAGGAUCGAAUACAUUUACAAAUCAAUAAAAGAUUAGAAAUAGUAUGAAUUUUAUGGUACUCAGAAUUCAAAUGUUAAGAAAAAUCAGAUAGCAAUUAUUUACCUUAUUAAUGCAGAAUAAAGUAGUAUGGAGAGAUUAAACUAUAUUCCUAAUUUCUCUGCAUACUAAUGGAAGAUGCAGAUGUUAGGAGUUAACCGUGGAAAAGCAAUGAAUUCUGGGAUGGGGAGCAUGUUUGUGAGUAAACUGAAUACUGAGUAAACUAAUUCUGGUUUAGAAUUGACUAUUUUGGGCCUAUGUAGCCUGCAGUAGGGGAAGGAGAGAAGAGGGAAUGGCAAUUUAGCUAAUGAUUUCAUGUAGAGAAUUAUAUGUUUGUGUUCCUGAACAUUAUACCACAACAAAAGAAGAUGUUCAGAAACUCAUUAAUAGAAUUAUGAAGUGCUUAUGUGCAUAACUCAGAUUUACCAGGGACGUUGCAGCAUUUUCCUGAGGACUGAAAAACCUUUGAGAAGGAAGUAAAUGAAUUUUUUUUCUGUAUGGCUAGUCUCAAAGUUUUGCAAAAUAAACACAAAAAUUUUGCCAAGUUACUCUCCUUAAAGGAUGACAAAAGUUGUAGAGAAGGGGAAAAAUCUGAAGAUGUCUUUUUGCUUUUGAAAUAUUUUUUUUCUCGCAACCUUUUUCUAAUAUAAUUAUCUUCAUUCAAUAAGUUAUCUUGCUUGUGUUUCCUUUCCUCUUUGUGAAACAAAAAAAUGUCUGUCUAAAGCGAGAAUUUUCUCAUCACUCGAAACCCCCAAAAUAGUAGUAGUAUGCAUGAAAUAGACAAUGACAUUAAAAAAUAUAUGAAUUUUUAUUAAACUUUUAUUAAAGAGGAGCCCUUUACAAAGACUAGGUAGCAACAUUGUGCAGUUAGAUAAGAUCAUCUAAGAAGAAAAAAAUCCUGUUUCCUAUUUCUCACCAGUACGAGUGUACCUCUUCCACAUUGGAGAUCUCAGGGUAGUGGUUUUUCGAAGGCAAAUCCAGAUGCUAGGCUUUACUUGUGUUUGUAAGAACAGCACACUGUCCACUGUCUUUAUGAUACAGGUUUACUUCAAGUAGGAGCACCAGAAGCUACAUGUGACUUGUGUGAAAGAGCAACCUGAAAUGCCUUCUGUGGAUCCUGGUACCCCAGGCAUCAACCCUCAGACUAGGUUGGAGCAUGGCUUGGCUGUUGGGCAACCCAUAAACCCAGAUGUCUUUUCUAAAGAAUCUGGUGUGCAGGAAAACAUGUGAAGUGGUGCAUCUUGAGGCUUCCCUUCAGAUCCCAGAGCUGUGAUACGACAAGAAAUUGCGCUUAAGAAUGGGGAAGUGCCCCUGGGCUGCAGUUCAGGCACAGUCUGCGAAUCUGUUCAGAGAAGGUGGACUGGUAUUUUAUGAAGAUGUAGGGAAAUAUGUAUUGGUAUUUUUCAUGCAAAACAGUACCUUGUCCUUCAACUUUCAUUUUUUUUUGGUAGAACUGCUAGUGGAAUAAGUUACAAUUCAAUACAAAGCUCUGGUUAAACUAUUCAUAGUGGAAUUCACCGGUGUUUGUUUGGAACAGGACUGUCUAGCCUAAGAUCCAGGCUGUCUUAUUAGUAUCAGAGACAACUGCUCAGUUCUGGAGAACAAUCUGUUUUGUCCUAAGGUAGGUCAGAUGAAUUAUCUUCAGAAAGUGCUUAUGUCUCCCUAAAAACUCUGAAGGAAAGCUUUGAUCAUUAACUUAAUGUCUAACAUUUGUAUGCUUAGUGUUGAAUAAGAAGAUGCUGUCUAGGAGACUUUCUUUGAUGGGGUCUUCAGUAGGAAGCUGAAAAAUCCUAAGUCCUCUGUCAGUUUGGGAAGCUUUGGGCUUUGGCCACUGUCAAAUGCAAUACAGUGUAAGAGAAUCUUCUAAAACAUUCAUGCUCUGAAGAUACUCAGAUGUAUGCCAAACAAGUGAAUCAUACUGUGAUGAGCAUCAUGCCCAGUAUCUGUUAUUCAUCAGAAAUUGGUAACAAGUGCAUGUCCUUUUAGGACAGCCUUGUUGUUAUAAUAACAAUAUAAAUGAACGAAAAUUAUCAGAUACAUUGCAUAGCAGGCAUUUCUUAUUAACCUUUGAAAAUCUCUAGAAGGUGAAAGUGAACAAAGUAAUAUUUUCCUAUGAACAAGUGCUAACAGUACUUUCACACAGGUCAUAAAGGACCAUCUUUUGGAAAUGAGCAUCUAACUUCUGGAAUAGCUUUAACACCCACACUUUUAUGAGAGGCAGAAGAAACUGCAAUUGUCACUCUGAAAACAAGCUAUUAUUUUUAAUAUGUGGGCAAAAGCACACUCCAGAACAGAAAGAAAUCAAUAGUUAAUAUAUUACUGUGUAACUAUAUGCCAACCCAAUAUUAGAAAUAGAGUACUGUAAAUAUAUAUAUAUAUAAGGAACAGAGAGAAGUAAGAGAGAAGUUUUACAUGGCCAAAAAUAAAUCCAUACUGAGUCCAUUUAUCUACAUUUCAAAUCCAAAUCUACUUUCCAAAUCAAUACCAGAGAUAGAUGGCUAAUGCAAAAAAAAAAAAAAAAACCAAAACCAGAAAUAUUGCCAGGAUGGAGAGAAAUCCAUACUGAGAGUGUUUAUCUACAUUUCAAACAAUACUGGAGAGAGUCUGAAGUCAGAUAUUUGUAAUAUUCCAUUUAAUCUAAUUUUGCAUUAUGACAUCCAGAAUUUAAAACAAACUAAAAAAUUAAUAAUAUCAUUGGAAGCAGAGAAGUAUGCUGUCCAAACAUAACAACUGCCGACAUAUGAAACGAAAUGGUGUUCAGCAUGUGUAUUCCACUACUCUGAAUCAAUGCAAUUCUGCUGCUAUCUAUAAGUACUGCUUAUAUUUUUACUGUCUCCUCUUUCUCACUUGUAGAUGCUAGAUUGUUUCUAAGUUAAUUACAGCUGCUGAUGGGAGAGGCAGUAAUUUUAUUUAUGUUUCAAAUUAUAAAGCGUGCUGUUCAUAAGGCUUUCAGCCCAAGGAAUGAAAGUGCUUCCAUUAGGUACCUUUACACAGUAAUGCUCUGCAGUGGGCCAAAGGAGGAAGGCUGAAGGCAGGAUGGUAAUUACUAAGAAACCUGGUAUCAGAAGGCAGCAUUAACAGUGAUUCAGCUGCUGUCAUAACCAACAUGUGAGUAAGACAACACAAAAAAUGAGAACUAAAAUGUAUCCUUGGAUAUGAAAAGAACGGAACAUUUUUCUGGAAACUGAGCCUGACAUCGGCAAUGCAGCUGUGUUAGCUGUUGAUUUCUGCUCCUCUGUAUCAGCAACAUAUGCAUUGUCUCUUUAAGCAGCAACAGACAUAAAAAAAUGGAAGUACAACUUUUUUGUUUUUUGUUUUUGCUAAAGUUGGAUAGAAAUAUUGCCAUUGUGGUUGCCUCUUCCCUCAUGUCUUCAUUCCUUCUCUUUCAUCCAAAAUUUUCAAAAACACAACUGGUGAUGAUGUGUAAGUAGAAAAAUCAGAAAUUCAUAAACACUGUGUAGAGAGUAUUUUAGGAUAUUUACAAUAGACUGGGGGUAUCAUUGUAGUCAGUCUGUGCUAAAAAGGCAGUGCAUUUCUUGUGUGACAUUUUUUCAGAGUAAAACUAGUGCUAACCCCCAUCACAUGAAGCAAUUCACCUUUUGCUCUGAAUACUGUCAAACUUGAAAUACUUACAGGAUAAAUCAGUGAUUUGCCAAGUGUCAGUAGUAAAUAAUUGCAGGAAGUACUUCUUCAAAUGUUAUUUAAGGAAUUAAAUUAAAAGACUACCAUGCUGUAAAACUCCUCUAUCCCCCGCCUCACUUCAAAGUUUACGUCUAUGGACACAUCAGCUUCUACCUUAAUUUUGGGUGAAGAUUUAUAGGAGUAAUACACAUAUGGGUACAGUGAUGAGCUAUAUUUUGUGGUUCAUAAAAAGGAUGUUAUUAAAAUACAAGUAAGUGCACAGACUGUAGCAAAAUAUUAGCUAUGGAAAAGAAUGGUUGCACUUGUGACAGGCUCUUUGUUGCUAUGGUAUCUCUUUCCAUGCCUUUGGCUAAUCUGUCACUAGCAGAAAUUUGCAGCUGUCUCAGCAUGUUUCUCAUUGCUAACUCAGAGACCCAGUGUAUCUAAUCUGUCAUUAAAAUAGCAAUAAAUGGUAUGUCUACAUUUUCUUAAAAAAUGCACACAAGUUUCAGGGGACAAAUGAGCUGCGAAUGGAAAUAACAUUUUCAAGGGUCAUGUUAGCUUUUUGCAUUGGUGAUUAUUGUUCUGAUCCACUAUCACAACUCAUUCAUAUUGAGGAUCAGUAUUUUUUGGUAGGUUGUCCAAACAGUAAUCUUUUUUUGGACACUUCGACAUUUUAAGGAAAAUAUUUAGCAUCUCUGGACAACAUACGUUAGAGUUUCCCAAGUGUAGCUUUCCAAAAGAUUUGAAUGAAUCACCAGUUUUCAAGGCUAAGUAAUUCACUGAAUCUCUUAAAAAUAUCUGCAGAAUACCAGGUUUAUGUCUUUAACAUAAAGUUGGCAGGCCUAAUUCUAUCCUAUGAAAAGGUUCCUGUUACAAGUCUACAUUUGAUGCAAGUUUAGGCUUAGAGCUUGAUUAUAUCCAUUUAUGUAUAAAAGUCUUGACAAAUCAUAGUUUUUUUCCUAGAGACAAAUGUGUAUUAAAAACAAAUAAACAAAAAGACACAAGAAACAAGUUACGGUGAUAAUGAUUAGAAGAAAGAAGAGUAUUAAGGUAGUGAAAGAGACCACUUACAGCAUAUGUGGAGAGUUUGACUCAAGACUGCAUAAGAGAGGUAGUCCACCAUGCUGUGCAAUUUAUUUGAAGCAGAACUAAUAGUUCAGUAAUGAAAUUUCUUACAGGCACGUGACUCGAAUUACACAAAUCCAAAUAAAUUACAGAACUAUGAAACUCAUAAGCGUAAUGCAAAAGUUAGCAAUUCAUUGCUGUAUGAUGUCGCAUACUGGACCUGGUUUCCAACUUGGUCUUAACUUGUUCUUCCCUUUCCUACUUACCUCUUUUACAGUAUAAAUAUAGAUGCAUUUAUUGACCUGAUCAUGAGGUAGAACAUGGGAUCCACCCAAAAUCUAUUCAAAUAUGAUAAAAAGAAUGAAUCCAAUGCAUUCCAGAAAGCAAUGAAAUAGACCCAUAAAAAUAGGAAUGUGGAAAAUUUUAAGUGUUUUUCAUUUAAAGUCUGAUAUGUUAAAAGCAAAGUCAUCAAGUGGCAGUAAAACUUGGGCAGGUCAAGAUAUUCCAAAUAUUCAACCCAGGAAAUUUUCUGUCGCAAAUUUUGUUGAGUUCUAUGUAUACUGAUGUGAAGGUCUGAAAAUGAGGAACACCAAAAGAGAAUUGGAUGAGGGCAAUAUUCAUGUGUAGCGCUUCUGAACACAGAGAGCUUGUUAAUGCAUUACUUUAAAAAAGAAAAAAUUUGAAAAUCAGAAUGAUAUUUCUUAUUUUUUUUGAAUUAUCAAAAUUUAAUUGCCUAGAAGGUUUGAAAAUUUGCCUUGAUUUUUUUUUCAGUCCCUGGUACUACUUGGGACUGCCUUGGGUCUUGUCUCUAGCUGUUCUGAGAUUUUAUUCUAAUUAUUUUUAAGAGCAGGUUCUCUGAACAUAUCAUGAGAAAUGAAAUCUUCUGCAAUCCCUUCUUCACACUCAUAAAGUGUUAGUAAUAUAUCUUACAGUUUAUGCAUUUUUAUGAGGUGAUAGUUUUCUCUAAGGUAAGACUGCAGAUAGCAUCCAUUGCAAAACAUUAUUUUAGCUUCUACAAAACUUAAAAAUUGAUGGAAUUGCUCUAAAAUCAAAAACAAAUAUUUCUGUCAUUGUUAAAGAAAAACAUAAAUGGAUUCAACUGCAUGUCAUUAAUAAACUAAUUGGUGAUUUUUUGCAAGUAUUGCUUUCUUCCACAUGGGAAUCCUCCACUCCAUCAGUCCAGCUGAGAGGUUUUCUGCCUUUGUCCCAGAAGAUUCCACUUCCACUUGUGAUUUUUUUUUAUUUUUUUUCUCCCCAGUUUUUCCUUUGCUGGCAUAUUUGAGAUACUAAACUCAUGUCUGAAGAAUAGUUUUCUGCCUCUGUAAUGAAAAAUAAGAAUGACUUCUGAAGGCCAUAUAUAAAUUACUGGUUUUCUCCACUUCUCUACAAAGUGGAAAAGGCAUAACACUGAAAUCAAAGAUGUUUUUACUCUCAUUUACAGCCUCUUUGCCCUUUCAGAGCUAUGUAAGAUAGAAUCUUUGAAUAUCUAGCAGUCUUUUUUCAGCCUUAGCAAUGGCAAACCUUUGUCAGUUUGCAGUACCUUACAAUUAUAGGAAGAUGAUAUUCAAAUGACAGUAUCAUAUGAGUGAUGCUGGCAUGCUCUAAAACUACUGCUUCUUCCUUGUCACACCCACCUUUGUGAUCUGUGAGGGCUUUGGAUCAUUUCUGAAAGUCAGAAACAUUGCAUUUCAUUCAGAAGGACUGGAGUAUUCUAAAACCUCCCAUUACCCAAUGCUGCAUGCAGAACUCUUGCCUCUAUUUGGCACAAGCUUCACAAACUAUUCAUCUCUGUUCAGUCGCAGAAAUGAUAUGAGGGUGUGGGAAGGUGGACCCCAGUUCUCCUAAGGGUAUUACUUUCAAUUCUCCCAAAUUCCAUAGUUUUCUUGGGGUAUUUCCUUACUUGUUAGGACUGUAUAGAAAACCUCAGAUGUUCUACUCUGUUUUAGUUCUGCUUUUCUGCCUUCUAACAGGGACAGAAAAAAAUGAAUGGAAAAUAAAUAACAAUUACAGAAGAUCAGUCAUACAGAGCAUUCAUACACAGUCAGUGGUGGAAUGGUGAAAAACUCUCAAACCAGCUGGAAUCAGAUUAUCCUAAUUAGAAUAAUGAAGACAGUCCAGUCCUAUCAAAAGACUAUUCAAACUGAAGAAAAAAAAUGUAUUUCGGACAAGAAUAAAUGAGAGACUGAUCUCUACUACAUAAUUUAAAAAAAAAAAAAAAAGAGGACCAACAUCAAAUUCAUUUCUGUAAGAUUUUCAAAACUGUUCUUGUUUUCGUAGCUUACAAUGCUUUUUCCACACUGAGGAAGACUUGGUUCAUCUCAGGAAAGACACUACUGUUGUACGUAGAGAAAAGUCUCCAAGGGUUUUUGUAUGUUCUAAAAGUAGACUUUGAGCUUUCUUCUACUCCUUUAUUAGGACAUACAGAUGAUUCAUUCUCAGAUCUUUUAGUCCUGAUGACUAGCAUUCAGUACCUUCUAUAUCUGCAGUGAGAAAUGUCACUGAGUUCUGAAGUGAAGAUUUUGAGUAAAGCUACAAAAUAUCACUUUCGUCAUGACACUUUAGGUGAUGUGACCUGUAGCAUUUUCUUGGUAAGGCCUCUAAAAACAGAAGUGAACACAAGGGUGUCUCCAGUUUAUAAGGACGGAUAUCAUAUCAAGUGAACAGUGGAUUGUUUCUAUGCAGCCUAUGUCUAUUAACUCAGUACAAAUGGAAGAUUCAAGAAUUUUAAUGGAGCUGCAUAUUUUAAGAUGUCCAAAAAUUGUGUGUCUUCAAGUUUGAGAAUACCAGAAAAUAUCUCACUAAUUCUAGACAGAAGAACAGCAGCUUUUUCCUUCAUCUUGAGUUUAAGCUUUGUGGUUUAGGAACAUAACCCUGCCAAAAGACCAAAGAAGUUAACUUUUCUUGUGUUAUUACCAACCUAGUCAAAUGCACAGUAGCUGUUCCAGAAUUUUGAGAUUCCUCUGUUGUACCUCCUUGCAGUCUUUUUGUAGUGAUCUUGGGAAAGAACAGCAUAGCAAAUUUAUCGUCUUCAAGGCAUAAUUCUACUUCCAGUUGCCAAUAAUUAUUGUUCAACAUUACCUACAAAAAAGGAAGAAUACACUUUCUCCUAGAAUGCAGCUUGUCAGUUUUGAAGCUGGUUGCUGGCAAAGCCAAUUUCUUUUUGGGAGUCAUUCAAGAGAUUUCUAUUCUAGAGCCCUUUUUCCUCUUUCUUGACAUUAAAUCAUGUAGUUGUUGCUUACAUUCCUGAAAUUUGAAGGCUACAACCUUCAGAUACUUUUGGCCUUUUCUUCACUACUUGAAAUUUUAGAAUACCAGUGACUAAUUAUGAUUAGCUACUCUGAUGUGUUCAUAUUUAACUUGUCUUGGGUCAUGUACUUGUCAGAGCAUAGUGAGAAGAUGAAGGUAUGAGGAGAACUGUCCAGAUUCUUUACACAACACAAAUGAAAUGGAGUAUCAAGGCAGUCCUUUGUGACAUUUCUAGAGUUCAUUAUUUUCUUACACAGACUAUGUCUUUUCUGUGCACUAUGAAAUCCAAAAAACAGUAUUGAGGUAAUCCCCAGUACACAGAAGUUAUAGGAAGUUGUAGCUUUUACCUGGAAAUCUCCAUAAUACUCAAGCAAGAAGAUAUUUCAAGCUUAUUACAAGUUUGGGGAAAAUGCUGAGGAAGACUGUUAAACACAUUUUCUGGAAUUAAUAUCAGCGUGCAUGCUUCCAAGAAUGCCACAGGAAGUUGUGAUCAUAUAUGUCGGAUGUUCAAGAGGAUGGCAGGGAAACUUAGUCAUUCGCAUGCUACUUCAAGCACAGAUGGUAGAUUUGCUCUCUGUUCUGUAUAUUUAUUUAUUUAAAUUGGAAGUUGAUUGAUUUCUCUUUUUCAUUCUUUUUCUCUAAUAACCAAGAAUUAGUCAGGAAUGAGCAAUUGUAACCCUGACUACUUCCUAGUGAACCAGGCCUUAUGUAUUUUCCCUAGGCAGUGAGAAAUCAUCCUAAUUGUUCAUCUAUGACAGCUUUUAGGUGGAAAGCUCUUCAAUCUUCCCUUUUCUUGCUUCUAUUAAGAACUGACAAGAGGUGAAAGGGAUUUUUCUGUAAUCUUCUAAAUCUGCCACCUUUCUUCUGUUUCUUAUUUGUAUUAGAGUGAUAGUGUGAUGGGUACUCAGACUGGAGAAAGUUAAAAUUAGAUUCCCUUAAAAUAAUUUUAUAUUCUCUAAAUGGGUACCCACUACUCUGUCAGCACUCACUACUUUGCUUUAAUUUUCUCUGCACAAGGGAAAGUCUUUUCUUCGUUUGGAGAUUCUAAAUUGAUGGAAAGAAAGAGGAAAAUGAUCAAAGUGUUUCAAGUUGAUGACUGAUUCAUUGUUUUUAAGCCUUUUUUUUUUUUUUCCUGCCUGGAUAUUGCUCUGCCGUAUUCUAACUUGUUUUUUAGUUGUCUUAUAUUCCCUCAGCUGUGGCAGUAUUCCUGGAGCCAAAUGUGAGUGCACUACCUCAAAAUGCCGGUAGUGGAAGCUGGUAAGCAAGUGGGGGAAAAUCACCAAAGGAAUCUGAAGCUUGGGACAAAGGUAGAAAACACAUCAGUACUGCACUAACAGAGCAGCAGGUACCCUCAUAGAGAAGAUAAAAUUACAGUCUUUUAUGUCGUCAUGCCGCAGUCCCACUAUGGAGUUGUGAUCACCUCAAAAAACCACGAGAGGAUAUAUCCUUGUCUGAAUUACUACAGUUAUUAUCUGUUACAGAAAGUAAAAUAAAGGUUAUGGUUAAGUAUUCUUUCAAUACAAAACUGUUGUCUCUAAAUGAAAAAUUUUGUGAAGUUAUGACAAUCUAACAUAAACUUGAUUUCUCUGCUGAAUUACAGAAUCGCGGAGAAGGUUUAGUUAUGGACAUUGUAGUGACAUUAUCUUUUGGAAGAGUAUAACAACAAAAUACAUUUGGAAAAGUGAUGAAUUAUAUUUAUCCUUGACAUAACUCGUAUGUCUUCAUCAGUUAUACACUAUGAUAAUUGUCCCAGUGAGUUGUGUCAAUUAUGUUUAUUUUGUAAAAUAUCGAGUUGAAGUGAAUAUGAAUCCAGAGCCACACUUAUUUGUCUGACAAUAUUUUAAAUGUGUAGUUAUUUUAUUAAAUCAACUAACUGUCCAACUUAUGAUUUUUAUCUUGUAAUAGAGGUUUCUAAUCAUCUGCAGUAGGACAUUUAUGAUAAAAGGCCUAGAGGAAAAAGAGAAAAAGGAAGAUAAUUAUCUUUUGUAAGCAUUAUUUAAAGAAAUUUAGGUGAUCUUUUGAGGUGCUGUGAACACCUUCUCAGAAGCAAUCAGAAUUUAUCAGCAGAUCCAAAAACUUAUCUCAAAAAUCUAGAUAAGGAACUAGGUGCCUGAAUUGAGUAGUGUGUUUUGAAAUGUAUCAUUGUUAUUUUAUGGUGUUUCCUAUAGCCUACUAGCCACAGAAGUGACUGUAAGUAGAGUUCUCCUCUGAAUGCUCAUUUUUGUUAAACUUUAUGCAGUUGACUUUUUUGGUUUUGUUUUGUAUUUUUUAAUGUAUGUAUGUUAAGAAAACACACCUUUCAUUUAGAGGGAAGUGUAUUCUGAUCACAUGCCUCUUUUUUGUACCAAAGUUCUAUUCAUGCACUUUGAUUUUCAAAGACACUUUCAAUUACUGUUUUAGAAUAGAAUGCUGAUACACUUGCAAAAAUGAGAGCAAAUGUUACUUAUCCAUUUCUGUUUGGUUUUCUUGACAAAUCUCAAAGCUUGAAUUUGAGUAUAUUUGAACCUUUUCCUUUGAAAUUACUGUUAUUGUUUGGGGUAUUUUUUGAGACCAUGCUCCUUUGCUAAGAGAAUUUACUUUGGUUCUGAAAUGUUUCUUCCUGUUGUUCUGCACUUUUACCUGUAAGUUAAAGAAAAUUCCAUCUAUCCCAGUUUUGUUUUCUGCAAGUAAUUCCAUAACAGUGUAGUACUUGACAUGUGUUUGUUUCUUAGGCAAACGUGUAAAACUCUUCAAGUCCGAAUGGAGAAGUAGAGAAAGGAGGUUUCUGCUGUGCCUGAUGACAAUUUAUGAUUUUUCCACACAUACUAAAUAAUCUGGCUCCACGUUGGAGCACUAGUUGUGAUGAAUCCUAGUCAUGGUCGGAUUCUAAGGAAGGGCCAGAACGUUCGUUGAGGAAUAAAGAGUCAAACCACUCCAGAAAAUGUGUUCCAGCCCUGGUUUAUUACUCACAGAGCAGCAGGUAACCCGAUAGCUAAAGACAAAUCAAGUCAGUCUCAAGGCUGAUAACGUUAAAUACAACACAUAGGAAUUUCAUUUCUCCAGGCAAUUCUUGAAGUGAAAUUUCAUACUGCUGGGGUGUAUCCUUCAGAAUCAAUUGUUUCAAUGAGAACCUGGUUUGUAAUCAACAACAGCCUUGAGAUCAAAACUACUGGAAAGUUAUUUUGAACUUCUGUGUCACAAAGAUUUCAACAGAUUGAACUGUGUACACUUGUAAAAUUGCACUUCCUGAGGAAUUUGCAGCUGUAAUCUCAAGAGGUGGUUCUCAAAAGGUGCAGAAAAUCAGCAGUCGUUCGGAUUCUCCUUUCCAGACUGAUGGCAUUUCAUCCUGAUGAACUCAGUCUCCAAAAUGUAUUGGUUCCUUCCCUCAAAAAUGGUUCCCGGUCUCCAUUCAGAUUGCUGGUGGGACUGCACACUGCUUUAAUUAAAUUUCCAUUGCAGAAAUUGUCCUCUGGCAUGGCACAAUUUUAGACAUUUUUAUUUGUAUUCUAAUCUUGGAGCUCUAAAGGGUACAUAUUUCAACAUCUUGAAGUUGCUUUUGUUAUAGGAAUGGAAAUAUAUAUCCAUUGUUAAUAAUUAUUGUUGACAAGUAAUAGUUAUCUGAAUACAUCAGUCAUAUUAGAAUGUAUAGUCAGGUUGACAUGUUUCCCUAAGGCUAACCAACUACUGCAGCUAUUUGGCAGUUGAAAAAAGUAGCGGUCAAAACUCAAUUACCACUUCCAUUAUAAAGCAUUUUAUACCUUUAAGAUAUAUAUUUCAAUUUACUUUGAAGGAGGCAAGUGCUCCUAUACUUUACUUUCCCAACCUUUAAAUCACUGAAAUUCUUGGUAAGCAGUCAAGGAAAGUAUUUCAUCCAUUUUUAUAAAAGUAGGCAGGGAUGUAAAUGAGUUUUUCAGUUAUGAAACUGGAUGGUAAUCAUUUAGAAUUUUUCUCUUUUUAUUGAAAAAUAAAAUCUCUUGCUUGAAACUAAGUACUGUUGGAUGCUUAUGUAGAUGUCUGCUCAGACUGAUUGCUAUAAAGGAAAAAAGUCCUAGUGCCCUCCUAGAUGUAUGGUUCAUGAGUAUUUUGCUUGCUUACUGCCCUCCAAUUCACACCUGACCUGUGCCAAAAUCACAUUUCCUUUUUUUAAUGUUCUGUUUCAGUAGAAAUUUCUUGAACUUUUUGAUGUGCUGUUACAUGAAAAAAAUCCUCCAUAUUUAAAGGCCUUAAGCAUCUAUGAGCUUUUUUUCUAAGUUAUUACAGAAUGUAUAAUUUUAUACUUCAUUUAGUGUAUUUUGUGCCAUCUGUAAUAUUGAUACAACAAAAAUUUGGCAAUUCCUUUUAGUGGCACUACAUAAGCAUGCUAACUGAGAGAGUGAGAGAGUUCUGACUGUAUGCUUUGGUGCAUUAAAUGAAAAGCACAUUCACUAAUGGUAUGCAAAAAUAUAUAGCAUUAAGCUUAUUUAAAAGUCCUCUGUGGUUACCAAACUCUCUGAAAAACAUGGAAACGAUUUUAUUAUUAUGGGCCAUUGACACGGCAAGGUGGUUAUAUAUUAAGUUCUAUGAUGGAUGCAUACCUUGGAGAGAUCGGCCUGUCACAGUAUCCCUGGCUGUUCCAAAACCAUUUCAUUACCUCUGUUGUAUUACUGCACAGGAGAGCUUAAAUAAAAUCAAUGAUUCUUGGGAAUAAAAUUGAGAAGUAUAUUCUAUCAUUCUGCUGAGAAAUAAUAAAAAAUGUUGGCAGGGAAAGAUAUUUUUUUCUGAUUAAAAUUUAAUUAGGAUAAACUGUAGCAGCAAUUAGGUAUCUCAGUAGUUUAAGAUGGAUUAAUAUUGUAUGGAUUUGUGCUAACGGGUGCAGGAUGGAAGGCAGCACCUUAAAAAGAAUGGGACAAUGCAAAGUAUUAAUGUGGUGUUUUGUAAAAUCUGAAUAUGGCCUGUCUUUGGUCAAAAGUCUGCAUCAUGCUUCUCAAUAUUGUUUUAUUUAUUCCUUUGUUCUUAAACCGACAGUGAAAAUACUGUAUUAUAUACAAGUGUAACACAUGCAUAUCAGUAAGUGAAAAUAAAUGGAUUUUCAAAUAUACUGAAUAGAUUAUCUGCAGUAGAUUAAUGUUGUGAAUAUUCAUAACAAGUGAAUAAAAUUGUGAUACAAAACAGUUCCCUGAAUGGAUGUACGCUUUGAAGAUCUAUCUUGUUUACCCAUGGAACAAAACAAUUUUGUUCAGUGAGCAAGAAUUUCAAAAGUUUUAUUAAUGUUGUAUUUAUUCAGUAGACCUGCAAAUAUCUCCCACCAGUUUGAAAGAUCUUUCUGCAAAGGCAAUUGAUCUAAUGCAACUGUUCUAGCAUUCAAGUGGGUGUACUGUUCUUUUUAGAUUAGACUGAAUACAAACAUUGUUUUUUUCCCCACAUUAUUCCUGAAAAAAAUCAUGGUAGACAUUCCUGAAAUUGCAGUGUUUUGGUUUAAUUUAUUAAACUGUUUAAAAAAAUAUAAAUCAAUCCAGUUCAACAGUGAGCUCUGCUGCUCAAUCUCAGAGCAAUGUGGGAACCAUAGUUCAGCUGUCCAUAGUGUCUGUUUUAGUAGCGGUGUCUUUGAAAAUGUGGUACAGGUGACUAGAUCAGCUAUGGGCAUUCAUACUGUGGGCAUCUGGAGAUGAAUUCUUCUUCAAUUUCUCCUUUAUUUUUUAUAUUCUAUUUCCCAGUUUCUAUGAUACACAUUUUGAUUAAAAACAUGAUCAGGCAUAAAGAUCAGAGGAAAAUCCACGUUUCCUUUCAAGUUCACUUGUCAUCAAGAGCUCUGAAUCAUUAGAAAAUAUGUGGUCUCUGUCUGCAGUUUUGUAUAGUAGUGCAGUAAUGGAAAGAAAACUGACUGCUUUGUUCAAACUUUUCAAAAUGAAAUCUACUGGAUCAGUUCA